CUGGCAAAGUUUGACCAACAGAGUCCAACACUAGCAUUCUGCAUUAAACUCUCUGCUGUGUCUCUCUCUCAGCUUUACAGCAUUCCUGUCGUUACCAGCCCACUACAUUCAUGCCAUAUCUUUCCCUCCUCUCUCUCUCCACUCCACUGUUUUACACCACUUUUUGCUUCUCCUCUUCAUCAUGUUCCCUGAAUCUCUGGUUCCCUCCUUGUCUUCUUCAGCGUGCACAUGGAGGAGCAUGGGAUAAAGUAUUACAGGGUUACGGAGUGGAUAAAUCCCUUUGCAGGAAGGUGAUGAGUCAGGUAGAUCUGCAUGUGUGUCUGCAUGUGUACGAGAGGAGGAGAAGGUUUAGCGAACCUCGUACACUCUGCUUCUGAAUCCCUGCAGGAGGAAGGAAUCCACAUCACACCUCUGGAAACUGCUCCUCUCUGCUUUCUUUAGAGGGAAAGUAACACCUUCUCUCUGUAGCUUUUUGCUGCAUCUCACACCUUUCUCCUCCCGUCCUCGUCUCAUCUCCACUGUGUCACCAUGGACAUCGGUGGCCUGACGACAGUGGUGGCCAACUCUGCUUACAUCUCGGCCCGUGGGAGCUUCGACGGCACCGCCAACCCGGCAACCAACCGAGACAAGAAGUACCACGCUCGCUUGAAGCUGCCUCACAUCACAGUGUGUGAAGGUCUGCGGGAGACUUUAGAUCUGGGCUUCCAGACGGUCUGUGUGGAGCAGCCCAUCGGCAAACGUCUUUUCCAGGAGUUCCUGGACUCCUACAAUGAGUAUAAAGGUCCCUGCCGUCUGUGGAAGGAUAUUGAAGAAUACAACAAAGCUGAGGAUGAAGACAGAGUCAAGAAAGCGAGCAAGAUCUUGUCUAGGUACAUGGAGCCUGACGCCAAGUAUUACUGCCCCUUUCUGCCAGAAAAUGGCAUCACAAAUGUCAAAGAGAAACACCAAGAGGCCGGGGACGAUCUGUUCAAUGAGACCAUGGAUAGUGUGAUGGACUUUCUCAAGGAAGUGCCUUACACUUUCUUCCUUGAGAGCAUGUAUCUGAAGAGGUUCCUGCAGUGGAAGUGGCUGGAGAUGCAGCCCAUGGGAGAGGACUGGUUCUUGGAUUUUCGUGUUUUGGGCAAAGGGGGUUUUGGGGAAGUGUCUGCCUGUCAGAUGAAAGCCACGGGGAAACUGUAUGCCUGCAAGAAGCUCAACAAGAAGAGACUGAAGAAGAGGAAAGGUUAUGAGGGGGCGAUAGUGGAGAAAAGGAUCCUGGCUCGAGUUCACAGCAGGUUUAUUGUGUCCUUGGCUUAUGCCUUCCAGUCAAAAACGGAGCUGUGUCUGGUCAUGACCAUCAUGAACGGAGGAGAUCUGAGAUAUCACAUCUAUAAUGUGGAUGAGAACAACCCGGGCUUCGAUGAACCUCGGGCCUGUUACUACGCUGCUCAGAUCAUCCAGGGAAUGGAGCACCUCCACCAGAAGAGGAUCGUCUACAGAGACCUCAAACCAGAGAAUGUGCUGCUGGAUAAUCAAGGUAACGUCCGUAUCUCUGACCUUGGCCUGGCCGUGGAGCUGGCUGACGAUCAGCUCAAAACCAAGGGCUACGCAGGGACUCCAGGUUUCAUGGCUCCCGAGCUGCUGAAAGGAGAAGAGUACGACUACUCUGUGGAUUAUUUCACUCUGGGAGUCACUCUGUAUGAGUUUCUGGCUGCCAAGGGGCCCUUCAGGACCCGAGGAGAGAAGGUGGAGAACAAGGUGGUGAAGAAGCGGAUUUUGAACGAUCCAGUAACUUAUCCAGAGGACUUCAGUGAGAACGCUCGGUCCAUCUGCGAGGGUCUGCUGCACAAAGAGGUCGAUAAGAGGCUCGGCUUCAAGGACGGAUCAUGUGAUGAGCUGAGGGCGCAUCCCUUCUUCAGCGAGAUCAACUGGAGGAAACUGAAUGCAGGGAUCCUUCCACCACCGUUCGUGCCAGACUCUAAGACGGUGUACGCCAAGGACAUCGAUGACGUCGGGGCCUUCUCCACGGUCAAAGGCGUCCAGAUCGAAGACAAGGACAAGGAUUUUUUUGACGAGUUUGCUUCAGGGAACAUCUCCAUCCCGUGGCAGGAGGAGAUGAUUGAGAUGGGGAUCUAUGGAGAGCUCACGGUCUGGGGUCCGGCCGGCACUUUGCCCAACGACCUGCGACGUGAAUCCAUCCUGGAGCGGCCGCCCAAAUCCUCCACCUGCACGCUGUCGUAGGAAGCUGAGCUAACCACAGUGAGACACACCUGCUGCUAAUGCAGGAUUUUGCAUGAACAGUUUUUUCUUGAGUACUUUUCGUACAAGAGUUUCAGCACAGGUUCGUGGUGGAUUUUUUUUUUUUUUUUUUUACCGGCAGUGCAGCUCUAAACAAGAAUGAGUUAUUUAGAGUAUUAUCUGCACUUUGUCCAUUUUUUUAUUUACUGUUGCUGCAAUGCUAGCCAGAGCUUCACAGCUCAGUUAUGUAAAUUUCAAAGUUCAGUUUAUGCUAUUUCUAAUUUAGCACAUACUUUUGUCUUGCACUUGUUUGUUUCUAACAUUGUGACUUUUAUCAGGGUUUUAUAGGAAUGAAUGAGCCAUCUGUGUGUGAGAAUGAACUGCAUUUCCGUCUCCUAACCAUUCAGGUUUUAUCUGCCUGCCGUGUAAGUGCACAGCUGCUGUCUUUCUGCACGUCUGUCAUACAUGUUAAUAAGUAAACGCUGGAAACGACACACACAUGAAUAGAAGUGCUAAACAUGACUUUUUUCUGCGUUUCCACUUUUUCGCUGCUCCAAUGUGUUAUAUGAAUUUCCCAGCUUCAGAAGUUUAAAUAAGAAUGUUUCACUGCUACUCUGGUGCUUAUGAGUUUAAAUAAAUAUUUUAUUCCAA
This is a messenger RNA of Acanthochromis polyacanthus (spiny chromis), 2868 nucleotides long. It is a transcript of the gene grk1a, whose product is annotated as G protein-coupled receptor kinase 1 a. Gene Ontology annotation, molecular function: rhodopsin kinase activity; ATP binding. Gene Ontology annotation, cellular component: cytoplasm. The coding region runs from base 529 to 2220 and encodes 563 amino acids. The transcript is spliced from 7 exons. Gene Ontology annotation, biological process: visual perception; regulation of opsin-mediated signaling pathway; protein phosphorylation. NCBI's taxonomy places the organism in Eukaryota, Metazoa, Chordata, Actinopteri, Pomacentridae. The record is from RefSeq and is a predicted model, not a curated record.